GGGCCACUGGCGAGUGUGUGCAGGUGCUCCAGGGACCUGCCUUGGCGAGGACCGAGGGAGACCCCAGGUCACCAUGUGCGCUCUCCCCGGCCUGCGGGGGCCCAGGGCGCCGCCCCAGCCGCUGCUCCUCCUGUGCCUCCUGGCGGUGGUGCGCCCAAGCUCCGCGGAUGACCAUCCCCCAGCUUUACCUUUUACAAGUCUACCUGCUCGAGGAGAAAUGCUGGCCAGAUACUCCAACCUUUCCUUGGAGAGUCACAACCUAUCCCUGACUGAAUAUUCCAAUAUUGCAGUAGAAAAAAAUAUCACUUUGCAAAGACCUUCUAAUGUAGAACUCACGUGCCAAUUCACAACAUCUGGGAAUCUGAGUUCAGUAAAUGUGACUUGGAGAAAAGAUGAUGAACUUAUUGAGAAUAAUUAUCUCAUCAAUGCAACAGGAAAGAUUCUGUAUACCCAAUACAUGUUCACCAUCAUUGAUAGCAAACAAAUGGGAAGCUAUACUUGUUUCUUCCAAGAGGAAAAGGAACAAAGGGGCACAUUUAAUUUCAAAGUCCCGGAACUUCAUGGAAAAAACAAACCAGUGAUCACUUAUGUGGGGGAUUCAGCUGUAUUGAUAUGUAAAUGCCCAAAGUGUGUUCCUUUAAAUUGGACCUGGUACAGUAUGAAUGGGAGUGUGCAGGUUCCUCUUGAUGUUCAAAUGAGCGAUAAGUAUGUGAUCAGUGGACCAAAUGCUAAUGAAACAAGGCUCAAGAUAAUGCAUCUUUCAGAGGAAGAUCAGGGAGCUUACUGGUGCCAUGCAAUAUUCCAAUUAGGCGAGAGUGAAGACCACAUUGACCUUGUCGUGCUGAGUUAUUUGGUGCCCCUCAAACCAUUUCUUGCAAUAGCUGCUGAGGUUGUUCUUUUAGUGACUAUUAUUCUGCUUUGUGAAAUGUACACCCAAAAGAAAAAGAACCGCCCAGAUGAUGGCAAAGAAUUUGAACAAAUUGAACAGCUGAAAUCAGAUGAUAGCAAUGGUAUAGAAAAUAAUGUCCCCAGGUACAGAAAAAAUGAAUCUGUGAGCCAAUGAAUGAGAAGCCUCAUGCCAAGACUCAUGGGAAGAUGUACAAAGAGUUUGUAUUUCUGCUUUGUUUAUGCUUCCUGUUAAGAAAAUCAGAGUUAUUUUUAAAAGAAUAAAAAGUUUAAGCAACAUG
This is a messenger RNA of Eptesicus fuscus (big brown bat), 1187 nucleotides long. It is a transcript of the gene EMB, whose product is annotated as embigin. The record is from RefSeq and is a predicted model, not a curated record. Bases 74 to 1063 code for a protein of 329 amino acids. Gene Ontology annotation, molecular function: cell-cell adhesion mediator activity. Gene Ontology annotation, biological process: dendrite self-avoidance; axon guidance; homophilic cell-cell adhesion. The transcript has 9 exons. NCBI's taxonomy places the organism in Eukaryota, Metazoa, Chordata, Mammalia, Chiroptera, Vespertilionidae. Gene Ontology annotation, cellular component: axon; plasma membrane.